GAAUUUGGAUGUUUGUGAUAAAUAUUAUUUGGACUUAUAUAUUUGAAAGAAAAAAAUAUUCUUUGUUCGUGAAUACUGUGAAUUGGACCUCUCUUUUGUUUUCCUCAACAAAUAAUGGAAAUAGCAUAUCCAUAGGGGUCGUUUGGAUCCAAAAAUCUGGACAGGGAAUUGGCCCAAAUCCUGGCCCAUCCAGGAUUUUAAUAGAUUAUGUUUUUUGGGUUGGUGUCCAAUAUUGCAUGAAUUGGUCCAUGCCAGUUUUUGAAAUCCGGCCCAACCCGGAAUUAGAAAUAGCCGGCCACCCCCAGGUAUUUUAAAAUCCGGUCCCAAUUUUAUUGUUUAUGCCCAGCGCGUCCUUGCUUCUUUUUUGUUAAUCCAAUUUUACCCUUCACCACAUUUUCACAGACCUACUUCAUUCUUCGAAUCAAAUCGUGAUGGCUCUCCCCAACCUACCUACGCGAUAGAACUCCUUCGAUUCCCCGGCCAGAGGAGGGUGAGUGGCUGAUCUUGGCGGCGACGGAAGAGGGUGAGCGGUUGAUCUUUCAUUCUUCAACAGGCGCGACUUCUGCGAGAAGAUUCAGGUUCGUUACCUUCUCUUGCUGCUGGAAGUUUGGUGCGAUUUCUAGGGUGACUUGAACGAUGUGUUUCCAGAUCCUGGCGAGUUCUCCUCAGCCAGCGGUACCCCCCGGCUCCUGAGCGAGCUAUACUCUUCAUUAUUCUCAUGGUGGAUCUUGAAUUUUGAAUGAGUCUUUAAUUAGAAGGGUAAGAAGUACCAAGAAACAAAAAGUGAUUAAUGGUUUUGAAUGGGUCUCUAAUCAGAGCGAUGGCGGAAGAGGGUGAGCGGUUGAUCUUUCAUUCUUCAACAGGCGCGACUUCUGCGAGAAGAUUCAGGUUCGUUACCUUCUCUUGCUGCUGGAAGUUUGGUGCGAUUUCUAGGGUGACUAGAACUAUGUGUUUCCAGAUCCUGACGGGUUCUCCUCAGCCAGCGGUAAGAAGUACCAAGAAACAAAAAGUGAUUAAUGGUUUUGAAUGGGUCUCUAAUCAGAGAUUCGCUACACUAUUGAUAACCUAACAUAGAAAAUCCAUUUUAGCUUUGCAAACCCACCAAUCGAUAGUUUAUUCCACUUACAGAAAGAUAAAAGGAUUUGAUUGAUUAUUUUGUUUUUCUGUGAAUCAACCGCAACUUAUUAUUGUUGUUUCAGUUUAUUCUAUCAGCAUCUUAUUAUUGUUGUUUUUACCUGCCCUUAUAAGGAUGGUUCGUCUGUCAAGCAUGUCUUCAUCAGAAAGGCGAAAGAUUAUGGUAGCGAUUAGUGCAUUUUAGAAUCUGUUAGUUAUGUAUAUCGAUUUGGGAAUGGAACUAACAAGGCUCCUACAUCUAAAGCACUUAAAUCCCAGAAUUGGUAGGCAGCCCAUUGAUGGGUACAUUGUUAGGCACUACGAUAGGCAGAGGUUCCUCUACCGAUGUACGCAAAGUAGUGAUACGGAAAGCCAUAGGAAGAUUAGAAUGAACCGCAACCUAUUCAAAACUCUAUGUGAACUACUAGUUGCCGAAGGGCGUCUUACAUAGACGAGAAAUGUAGAAAUAGAGGAAAUGGUACUUACCUUCCUACUUACCCUUUCUCAUAGCGAUAAGAAUAGGAGCAUAGUUGUAGAUCUUAGGAGGUCUACAGAGACCAUAUACCCGUCAUUCCAUCGCGUGUUGUGGUCAAUUCUAAGGCUGAAUAAGAUGCUCAUGAAGAAGCCUGAACCAAUUCCAGUUGACUCAACCAACAAUAGGUGGAAGUACUUUAAGGUUAGCAAUUCAAUGAACUCAAUCUGAAAAUCAAAUUCAACUCACCAAUUAAAUUUCUUUGUCUAAAACCACUUAUCCUUCAUUGACGUAGAAUUUCUUAGGAGCACUUGAUGGCACUCACAUUGAUGUCAGACCACUAAAGGAAGAACAAACAAAGUAUCGAGAUAGGAGUGGAAUCUAACAAUAAAUUGUCUGGGAGUGUGCAUACCGAACUUGGAGUUCAUUUACUGCCUCGCUGGUUGGGAAGGAUCUGCACAUGAUGCACGUGUGUUGAGGGAUGCUUUGAAUAGGCCAAAUGGACUUUUUGUGCCUCAAGGUAAUAGGUGUACCUAAUAGGUUAAGGUUCUUGUUCUAAUCAUUGAAUUAUGUCUAAUGAGGGCUACUUCUUUUACUAGGAUGUUAGUAUUUAUGUGAUCAUGGUUAUGGAAACAGUCCUGGGUUCUUGACCCCCAUCCGGGGGCCAAGAUACCAUGUUGAUGGACAACAACGUCUUCCUUUAACCACUGAGGCAUACUACAAUUGGUGGCAUGCACAAGCUAGGAACGUUGUAGCCUGCUGUUUGCUCCAUAAUUUCAUUAAAAGGGAACAUGGUGCUGACAUUUAUGAAAGAACUUACCGAGAUCAAGCAACUUUGGAACCUGAAGUUGUUGAAGUUGAACCUGAAGUUGUUGAAGUUAAGGACACUUUUUAACUGCAGAUAUGUGGCUACUGAAUUGGCAACUGAUAUACAAUGAGCAUGUCUUGCAGGAUGGGGAGAAAGAGAUGUGUUGGUGGAGAUAAAGAUGGAGCAACUUCCAGCAAGUACACAUUUUGGCCUGAGAAGCUUGACAAGCCUUUAGUCGAGUGCAUUUUGGAGCUGAUGGUGAAGGGGAUCAUUUUGGAUGGCAACUGCAAAAACGGAGGAUAUGACGCUCUCGAGAAGAUGUUGGAACAAAAGGUACCUGGCUGUGGGAUGAGGGCAAAGCCCAAUAUUGAAGGACGAUACAAGGGUUUGAAGAAAAAGUGGCAUGCUUUCACAUUUAUGAGGAAUCAAAGUGGAUGGGGGUGGGAUGAGGUCAACAAGUGCGUCAUAUGCCCUUAUGAGAAGUGGGACAAGUUUGAAGAGAAACAUCCAAAUUGCGGAGGUCUGAACAAGAAAUCAUUCCCGGUGUACGAUGACUUGACUCCAGUGUUCGCCAAAGGACGUGCAAGCGGAGAGCAUGUGUACGAUAUCGAUCCCCCGGGCUGUGGAGGGGAACCAAUCGAGGAUGAGGCCUCGAGUGAUGGGACAGCAGGAAAGAAGAAGAAGAGGUCCCAAUCUGUAGAUGACAGGAUUGACUUCGUUGUGGGUGAGAUGAGUGAGCUUCGCCCAAUGAUCAAGCAGUCAAUGGAAACCAUCGCUAGAGCACUUGGUGAGAGUGACGACCUUAUCGAGAAGAGAACCAAUCUGCUGAAGACACUUGAGGAGCUUGAAGGGAUCACUAGAGCUGAGAUUUUAACAGCAUUAAGGAAGCUUUCUAACAAUGACAGGGAUUUGAUGAUCUUCUAUGGCUUGGAAGACAAAGCUGACAAGUUGAUGUUCGUGACAGGGCUGCUUGGAUGAAGUACAUUUUGUGGGAAGUUAUAAAUGUUAGUUUACGUAUGUUGAACAAAGAACUCGAACAAGGUUGUUGUGUUUUGGGAUUUUGCAGGAAGUUUAUUAUGUCGGUUUACUUAUGUUGAACAAGAACUCUUACAAGUCUGUGGGAAGUUAUGUAUGCAAGAUUAUGUAUCUUGAAGUUAUGUAUGCAGAAUAUGUUAAUCCCAGAAUUGAGUAUGUUACAUGGUUACAUAUGUUGUUUUUUUUUAUCAGGUUAAACCCAUAAUUGAGUAUGUUGCAGGGUUAUGAUUCUGUUAAAUAUGCUAAGGGCAUAUAUCAUGUUUGGUAGUAAAACAAAGGCUGCAACUGGUAAAACCCAGAUCAGAAUGGUCAUUCAAUUAACAAGUAACAUACUGCCUCAUUACUGGGCUUACAAUAGCCAACACCAAACAUUCUUUUCUUUUACUUCCAUAGCUAACAAAAAGCUCUAAACUUCAGCUAUGGGGAAUGAGUCCAACAACAACAUAAAUUGGUGCGUCCCUUCUAGGACUUCCACCUUCCAUGGCAACGGUGGCGGAGUAGCAGCAAGCGGGGAGAGAAGGCGGGAGACCAUGACCAGCAAGGUAGCUUCUGGUCAAUUACAAGAGGAUCACAGCCUGAGUUACGACUUCUGCAUCAAGGAUGGCGGUGGUGGGUGUAUAUUUCAAGCAUCGGGGGUGCUAUUGGGAUCGUGAGACCAUCAUCAAAACCAGCAACAGCAAAGCCAGGAUUCGUUCGAGAGCAGAUAGAUGGGCAGCUACACCGCCGGCGUCGUAUGGAAAUGACUUAUCAUCGUCGUCGAAGUUCUGUCCAAACGAUGCGUGUAAUCGGCACCUACGAGAUUGCCAAAGAGGGUAGUGAGAAACCUCAAUUUUUCCGGGUAAAGUAGAUAUUAAUGUCCAUCAAUUUAUCUGGGCAUCAGAUUAUUGGUUACACGUCAGUGGCUAGUCUCCAUGCGACGACGAUCUCUAGGGGAAGAAUCUGAUGAUGGUUACGCGCAGCGGGAGUGGCGUGGAGGAGAUUGGAGGACGCAACGACGGAGGGAGUGGGGGUAUAAAGGCACUUUUACAAU
Linum trigynum is the source of this 4458-nucleotide messenger RNA. NCBI's taxonomy places the organism in Eukaryota, Viridiplantae, Streptophyta, Magnoliopsida, Malpighiales, Linaceae. The record is from the annotation of a GenBank genome assembly.